Apis florea (little honeybee) is the source of this 425-nucleotide messenger RNA. RefSeq lists its product as uncharacterized. Gene Ontology annotation, molecular function: sequence-specific DNA binding; zinc ion binding; DNA-binding transcription factor activity. NCBI's taxonomy places the organism in Eukaryota, Metazoa, Arthropoda, Insecta, Hymenoptera, Apidae. The record is from RefSeq and is a predicted model, not a curated record. Gene Ontology annotation, biological process: regulation of DNA-templated transcription.
CGCGAGUCUGAAGGAAAGGACGAGAGGUUGGCCGUUUCUCACACAGGCCGGGAAGCAGCUCAGUCCGCUCGGCCGGCAAUCGGUUCUCUGCGGGGGCAUCACCGGCGACGCGAGAAAUAGCGGAGGCUCGAGAGUGGAGGAGCGCACGACCUCGGCCGAGUGGGGAAGAGAUGGGUGGCACCUGGACAGCCGGUCUCCAGGGACCCAGCCGCGUAGGAUUGGCGGAGAGACAGGGGCCAGUCGGGGCCUAUUGGCAGGCCAGGCUACAGGCGUGUAUCGGGGGGCAGAUGAACCAGCAAUGCAAGGUUUGCGGCGAGCCGGCGGCCGGUUUUCAUUUCGGAGCGUUCACGUGCGAGGGUUGCAAGGUAAGGGGUGUAUUUAAUCAUCGUUUGAACGCGUAUUGUAAGCUGGUUUAUCACGUUUGA